This is a messenger RNA of Anoplopoma fimbria (sablefish), 1936 nucleotides long. Its product is annotated as nectin-2. The transcript has 7 exons. The coding region runs from base 77 to 1312 and encodes 411 amino acids. The record is from RefSeq and is a predicted model, not a curated record. NCBI's taxonomy places the organism in Eukaryota, Metazoa, Chordata, Actinopteri, Perciformes, Anoplopomatidae. Gene Ontology annotation, biological process: cell-matrix adhesion; inflammatory response.
UUACUCUUUUCUGUCUUUUCUAAAUCCGUCGAUGGCUUCAGCCUGAUUGGUCGUAUAAGUCUGGGGAGCUCAGAACAUGGCUGGAGAAGUCCUGGGAACGGCCUUCUCUCUCUUGCUUCUUGCCUCAAUUAUACAAGGGCUCCAGGAUGUUGAGGUGUUCCAAAAUAAAAGGAUGGAAGCAGUAGUGGGCCAGAAUGUUACCUUACCCUGCACUGUAAAAAAGAGUCCUGGUCUGCAUAUUAGCAGUAUUGAAUGGAGCAAGAACAAUCCUGAAAACACAAAGCUGGCUGUGUACGUCCCGACCAUGGGACUCAAUAUGGUUUGGCCUAACAUCACCAUGCAGAUUGAGAACGUGUCGAUGGGCUACAAUCUUCAACUUUACCGGGUGACAACACAGGACAGUGGUCUCUAUACUUGUUCCAUUACAAGUUUUCCUCUGGGCAUACUCAGGAGAGAAAUACUGCUAGAGAUCAAAGAUGAUAUUAAUAUAAUAUGUGAUGUGGAAAGCGCAGUCAAGGUCCAUUCCAGAGAAAAUGUGACCAUUAAAUGCAGACUGUUCCCUGAUGCAAAGUACAAGUGGACCAAGAACAAGACGCUGGUGUCAGAGAAUGAAUCUCUGGAGCUCUCGUGUGUGUCUGAUGCUCACACAGGGGUUUAUACACUGACUGUCAACACAGGGAACAAAAGUCUGCAUAAAGAGUUCAUCAUCACGGUGCUAACAGCAACCACCAGUUUAAGGACAGAUCUUGCGACUAUGCCACCACAGUCUAAUGUAACUGAGGAGGGUUUGAUCGAACCAGAAGACAGCGGAUUUACCACAUCACCAACUACUGGGCCUUCAACAACUGACUCCAGUGUAACUUGGACCACGAAUAUGAGCACUGAUGUAACAGAUGAUAAUCUGAACUCCAGAAAUGUCACAGUUGAAGAGCAUGGUAGUAAGACUUCCAGAACAACAUAUGAGACGAGGAAUGAGUCCACAGGAGGCCAUACUGGGACAGCCCCAACUCUGAGCCCUGCAAACACAACAGUAGUCAUUGAGGAUGAAGGUACUGGUGGUGCACAGAGUCAUCUGUUGUUGUUGCCAAUCACCGUCCUGAUCCUGGUAUUGAUCGCUGCGGCUGGCUUUCUCUACUUCAGAAAAAUAAUGAAGGAGAGGAUGGAUCUACCGCCUACGUUCAAACCCCCUCCUCCUCCAGUCAAGUAUACAGCUGCAAGACACCAUGAGAUUUCAACACAGCCUUUCCCCACUGCAAGAUGUAACUCUGUGACAGAACUUAAAGAUAUGAAACAAAUGUUUAUUAAUGUAUAAUGCCUAAUGUAUUGCAUUAAUUACAUUUAAUUACAUUGCAAGUCAUUGUGGGGACAUAGUGUUUGCGCUGUAUCCUAUUUUGGUUACAUUCAGAGUCACAAAGUGUAUCACUUGCAGUUAUGGUCAGUUAAAACUGCAGUUACAACACAGACAAUUGUACAAAUACCGGCUUUUUGUAGAACCCGGGUGGGCUCUAUGCUUUUGUAUAUAAAAGUUGUGUAAAAAUUCCCCUUCAUGUUUCUAUCAUUUGAAAAUGAGAGCUGGUUUAAUUUGACUCUGGGCCACUGUGGCUCAGAGGUAUAGCGGGCGUCUUUAAAUCAGAAGAUUGGCAGCAGGACAUUCCCGAAGGCUGUGCCUACGGAGAAUGAAUGGGUGUGAAUGGUUUGUUAAACCUGAUGGGCAGCUGGCACAUUGCAUGGUAGCCCCUGCCAUCAGUGUUUAAAUGGAUGUGAAGAGGUGAAGUCCACUUACCAUUUAAAUUGACCUUGAGCAUUUACACUGCAGGUGCUUGUGUUAUUGUCUUUUAUGGUAUUCUUGCAAUAUUAUAUAUUCACUGUGUCUUUCUUAUAAAGUCCAAGCCAUUGUAUCCUAUGCAGCAAUGAAUAAACAUUGUCAUACAAACAA